Messenger RNA from Pomacea canaliculata, 4343 nucleotides. RefSeq lists its product as uncharacterized. Lineage: Eukaryota; Metazoa; Mollusca; Gastropoda; Architaenioglossa; Ampullariidae. Gene Ontology annotation, biological process: hexose biosynthetic process. Bases 290 to 3325 code for a protein of 1011 amino acids. The transcript is spliced from 23 exons. Gene Ontology annotation, molecular function: N-acetylgalactosamine 4-sulfate 6-O-sulfotransferase activity. The record is from RefSeq and is a predicted model, not a curated record.
GCUGCAUUGAGUUGCAUCAGACAUGCCUUGCAUCCUGCUGCAUUGGUCAGUCGCACACUGCCAGCAGGUAAGCCAGCAAGCUCAUAAAUAUUCAUGACCCAAACGCCAAGUCACGUGUGAAGCGCAGGACCACUGAGCCAAGACCAAUAGCAGGCGGCCUCAUCGCCAUCCCCCAAAAUAUAGCCAGGGAAGCUGAGCUGUGAGAAUUCCUUGUUGCCAUCGGAACCGCAGAACAUUUCGCAACAAAUAAAACUUCACGAAGCCGACUUAACAAAGAAGAAGAACGGUGAUGCGGUUGUACUUGAAGGAAUUUGGUCUCGGUGUCGGAAUUUUCUUUGUGUUCAUCCUUCUCAUCGCACACUUCCGGUCACGGCGAGAUGAAGAUGAUGUACCUGGUUCUAGGCGACGUCAGGCACGCGCCCCAAGGACAGGUGGCGCCACCAACGCCAGAACUUCCGGUCGGAGCGAGACCUCGUCCAUGACUGGCAGAAGAGCAGCGGAUGGCGCCGACAUGAAGUACACAGCUGACGUUACAGGCGAAAAAAAUGAUGUACAGAAAACCCAGACAAAAGUCAAGUCUUUCCAGAAAGUUCCAGUCAAAAUUAAGUUCAAUGGGGCGAGGAGUGGUUCCGACAACAGCUAUGUGUACCCCCAGUGGUAUUCGGACUCUGUGGUCAUGUCACCGACGUAUGGACACGAGGAGGACUUUGUUGGUUCAGGUCCUCUGUUUCCUGUUUGCCCGAAUGCAGAGAAAGCCAAGAAAGAAUUUCAAGAAAAAACAUUCGGAUACUUAGAAGAAGUAGGGGAAUUUAUUCCUGGUCUUAAGAAUCCUUGCUGGAAGGACGCAAAGAACAAGUUGAGGUGUUUGCCUUACUUUUAUGUGGCGGGUAUACCGAAGUGUGGAACUACCGACCUCUAUCACCGCAUUCGUGAACACCCGGACAUUGCUAGGGGUCAGCUCAAGGAAUACCACUGGUGGGACAGACUCAGGUACGGCGCCUCCAUGGAACUACGAUUCAAUGAGGAGGACAUUCGUAACGGAGAGCCAGUAGAGUUUGAAGUGUACAGCAACUUGCUGAUGCUGGAUGAAGAAAGAGCCAGACUGGAAAGCGAACUCCGAAAAACAGGAAAAUCGGACUUUAUUAUUGGUGAUGGGUCUCCGGCGUAUGUCUGGGAAAACUCCAAGUGGCAAAUGUUCCAGGGCAACGAGGGAUGUAGUGAACCGCGCAUCGUGACAGGGUCUUUCAUUGCACACGCCUACCCUGAGGCCAAAAUAUUCCUAAUAUUCCGACACCCCACUGAAAGGUUGUAUUCACGUUUUUUAUCGAGGAUUAAGCGUGUUCCGGAUUUCCAGGGUGCUACACCGAAGAUGUUCCACAACUUUGUAGUCAACGCUGUUAAGGUGUACAAAGACUGCUUCAGGAAGUCGUCUGUACGCAGUUGCGCCUACAACUUAACGGUCUACGAUGAAGCAGUGGUACGAAUUGUCGAAGGCAUGUACUCCGUGUUUAUAGAGGACUGGCUCCGCAUCUUCCGUCGAGACCAAAUUAUGUUCAUCCGAAGUGAAGAUUUUUCCGAAGAUGUGGAGUCGCACAUGCGCAGAAUAUUUGCUUUUCUCGGCGUCGCCCCCUUGGACUCGGCAGUGAUGGAGCGAAUGGCAAGUCGAGCGUCGGUCAACAUCGGCAAGAUGUACCAGGAGGUGGGUCUGAUGCUGCCAGAGACCAUCGCUGUUCUCAACGAGUUUUACGACCCCUUCAUCCACAGAUUUGCGGAACUGGUGCAAGAUGAUAGAUUUUUGUGGAAGGAUAUAGUUGUGACACGAUCGCAGGCCAUGCGAAGAGGCAAGGAGGGUCGUGAGGUCAACCACUCCUGUUGUGAGCAAAUCAUUGCGGGGCUAAAGUGCAAAUUCCUAGGAUGUGAUGGUUUCCCCAAAAUGGCUUUGCUGACUGGUCACAAAAUGCGUUUCUUCAAACGCCAAGUGGUGGUGGUGCUGGCGGUGGCCAUGGCCUGUCUCUGUCUCAUCCUCACCCUCAGUUCCUCAGCUCUGUCUUACCAGACUGACUACACUGUGCACGAGGAACCCGUCAAGGAACAUGUCGGUGUCGGAAUAACUACCGAAGAGGCUGAGUUUAAAACAUCGGAAACGCCGGAAGGAGAAAAUUCAAACAGCCUUGUGGAGGUCAAACAUUUCAAAUCUUUCGAAAAGUCGUGGUCACGGUCUGCUGUGUACGGCCUGCAGGACCAGUUUGUGGACGACAAGCCUCUCUUCCCGUCUUGUACAAAGAAGUCCAUCUCAACUCCCUGGCGCCCAUUCCAGUUCGAGGAACCCAGACAGUUUCUGCCCAACACCAAGAACCCUUGCUGGUACGACAAGACGCUCAAGUGCGCACCUUACUUCUACGUGCCAGGUGUGGCGAAAGGUGGCACCACCGACAUCUUCAGGCGACUGAGACUUCACCCUGACGUCAUGCAGGGUACGUCCAAGGAGUACCACUGGUGGGAGCGAGGAAGGUUCGGGAACAUUGACCCCGAGGAGGCCGAAAGAAAAGCAAAAGAUGCUGAAUCCUUUUAUGAAUACCUGGACAAGGUGACUGGAGUGGAAAUAGAUCGAGUAUCUGAUGACCUCAGGCAGCAAGGAUAUUCACAUAAAGUAUUCGGUGAUGGAUCUCCUUCAUACCUGUGGGAUGUCCACUACUGGCAUUUUCUGGAAGGAAACCAAGGGUGCAGGGAACCCCGGGUGGUUGUGGGGCAGCACAUCCGUCAUUUCUGGCCUCCAGCAAAGCUCAUUUUUACUUUCCGACAUCCCACACCAAGACUUUAUUCCCGGUUUUGCUCGCGCAUCCCCCGUGUUCCCUUUUUGAAGAGGGCGACUGCACAGGAUUUCCACAAGUUUGUAGUCGACGGGGUGCGGAAGUACAAGGACUGCUUUGCCCGAUGGUCCAUCCGGCAAUGUGCUUACAACACGUCACUCUUUCAAGACGUCACCACUCGUCUAUUAGAAGGCAUGUACCCUAUCUUCAUGGUUGACUGGCUCCGCAUAUUUCCCCGAGAACAGAUGUUCAUCAUGCGCUACGAAGACUACGCCACUGAUGUCAAAGGAAAGAUGCGGCAAUUAUUCGAGUUUUUAGACUUAGCUCCACUGAAUGACACUCAGCUGCAGGCUGUGGCAGACAAUGAAGAAGCCAAUGUCGGGAACAUGUACGACAAGAUCGGGCCAAUGCUCCCUGAAACAGCCGCCAUACUAAACCAGUUUUAUGAACCAUUCAUCCACAAGUUUGCUGAAAUCCUCAACGACAAACGAUUUCUGUGGCUUGAUCAUUCAUGAUGCGUACAGACUGUGGUUUGUGUUUCAGGGGCCGUAGUGAAGGUAAGCCGUUACCCGGGGUGGGGAGGACUGGCAAAAUGGGGAAAUCAAGGAAAAACUUCUCGUCUCCUUAGUUACGACUGACUGCUUUAUGUUAUUUUUUUUCCCCCGAAAAGUCGUUUCCACUACAUUGUAACAAUGGUUCCGCAAGGUCUGGGUAUCGCUUUAUAACUACAGAGAGUUUGGUGUUGUUGAUUUUGGGAGGGAAACGUGCUUCCACCUAAAAGCGAUUUCGUACUGUUAACAUUGGAGACAGGACACUUCCCUGUUUGCUAUCCCCGAGACAACGACUUAUCCUCACUCCGUGAAUACGGCCCCAGAAGUUUAACCGGUGAUUUAUGUGAAAAGGUGAUGUCUUCAUGUUUUAAUGUAAUCUAUCCACAAAGAAACUCUGAAGGAAUAAAUAAUAAUAUACUAUAAUAAUACAGACAGUCUUUUGGUGGGGAUGAUGGGGUUGUGGGAGGCAAAGAGUAUCAUUGUUGUUUGUGAACUAAAACUCGCACCAGAUUCUGACCGGAAGUGAUUCCAACGUUUUAUUGACAAUGACAUUGUCUCCCUUUGUAUUCUCUUUACUCCAGAAUUUUUCUGGAUUCGUCACAGUGAAGUCUAAUCUGUAUUGUACUUAUCAACAUCAUGUGAUUGCAGUGUAUUUUGUCAUUGAUAGAUGUAUUUUGUGGCGCCCUUCCUACCCUACAGCGAGACACGUUCUUCCAGUCAUAGUUCACUCGACAAAGCGGUGAAAUUAUUUAAUUAUGAUGUAAAAGCUCGAUUAAAAAUAUGUUGUUAGCAUUCUUUAAUCUACUGUUCGAUUGCUGGGUGUGACACAGCUGCCUCUCAACUGCUCGCACGAGGCUUGGCUUUGUAAUAGAAUUUGUCAACAGUUCUUGUCUAUAUGUCAUUCUGUAUUGUUACUGCUGGGGUCCCCGAGGACUGCUUCCAUCGUGUAAUAAAAAAAAUCCACAGCUUUGCGCAUGAUUAA